AUGUCGGAGAACAAGCAAGAGACCUUGACCAGUUUUCAGAGCAUUACGGGCAUCGACGAUGUGGGCGAAGCCUUUUCCCACUUGGAGGCCGCUGACUGGAACCUGGUGGAGGCUCUGAGUCGGGUGAUCCCGCACGAGGAUGCGCCGCUGACCAGUCCCCAUCCUAUCCUAUUGCCAGAGCAACCGGUCAGGAAUCCCGUAGUGAGCACGAACGGCUUCCGUCCGCCUGGCUAUGAUGAGAUGCCCGGGACCUCGAACGCGUCCGCUUUCUUUGCGGCCGCCUUGCAAAACCAGAACCAAAACCUAAAUCAGCCGCACAUCCAGCAAAGAUUUCCAACGUCACAAUUGCUAGCCCAGCUGACGUCCAGUAUCAACCUGGACCCCGCGUCCAGCCAAAACAACAACCAGAACGUGAUCACCUUCAACAUCCACUUUAACCAGCAGCUCUACCAGCUCCGUUUACCAUCGGAGGCCACAGUUGAACAACUUAAACGCAAAAUCUUUGCCGAGACAAGUGUGCCUGUGUGCAGGCAAGCCAUUCGCGGCUGGCCACCCUCCAAAGCCAGCGAUGCACAGCAGCUGGGCACGCGUUUAUGCAACCUAGAUCUCUCCCCGGAGAACGAACUGAUCCUGGUGGACCUCACCGAGGACGGUUUCAUGGACACCGAACAGGAUGAAGUGGCGCAGCGCGUGGACAAGGACUUCACCAUUUUCAUACAGUUCGAAUCGGACCCGCCACUCACUCUUAGCCUGCCAGGACGUAUGACAGUGCAAGAGGUAAAGAUGAACGUGUUCGACAUCAAGAGCAUACCAGUGCGCCACCAGGAGUGGACCGGCUGGCCCAACGGUUGUGACAAUGACACCACUCUGGCGCAAUCUGGCAUUGGACUGUCGCAUAGAUUCGCUGUUCGCAGCACGGAGCGUGUAGCGCCAACAAAUUCCAACCAGCACAACGCAUUCGAUGUGGUGACCGUGGACAGUGAGAGCUCGACAGAUGAGUUCGAGGAUGCCACAGACUUCAACAACGCCGAGUACAUAUUCACUGACUCGCCACCCGCUCAGCCCCCCAACAGACACUUAAUACCAAACGACACGGAUGAUGAGAUAAGUGGCUCCACGCAGUUUGUCGAGAACUACAAGGCGCGUUAUGGCGAGCCCUGUCCGGAAUUUUUUGUGGGCAGCCUUGAAAACGCCAAGCAGCUGGCCUGCCUUCGAUCCGCCAAGGAGCGCAAGCUGUUGGCCAUUUACUUGCAUCACGGCAAGAGCAUUCUCAUCAACGUUUUCUGUGAUCAACUGAUGAAACAUGAGAGCAUUAUCCAAACUUUCAAAGAGAAGUUCGUUCUAUAUGGCUGGGAUAUGACCUACGAGAGCAACAAGGACAUGUUUCUCUCCUCGUUGACGGCCUGCGUUAGCAGCAACGCCUCUCUGACGGCCAGAAACAUUAAAUUGGACAAGCUGCCAGCCAUCAUGUUGGUGGGAAAAAGCCGCCAGCUGGGCAGCAAUUGCGAAGUUUUAUCUGUGAUUCAUGGUAACAUUGGUCUGGAUGACUUGCUGUCGAGGCUCAUUGAAACCUGCGAAAUGUUUGAAGAGCAGCUGCAGGUGGAAAUACGUCAAGAGGACGAACGCGCUGCCCGUGAUCAGGUGAAGGCAGAGCAGGACAUGGCCUAUCAGGAAACUUUGCAAGCCGACAUGGCUAAGGAUGCGGCAAAGAGGCAGAAGGAGGCUGCCCAAUUGGCCGAGCGAAAACGAAUGGAGUCCGAGCGGGCCGAAGAAGAUGCUAGACGCGAGUCCAUUAGAUUAGUUGCUCAACAAUCCCUACCUCAGGAGCCGUCCGAACAGGAAACGGGGACUUCAAAGAUUCGAGUGCGUAAGCCCACUGGUGAUUUCCUGGAGCGGCGCUUCUUCACCAACAACAACCUACAGGAUCUGCUCAACUUUGUGACGGCCAAUGGUUUCCUCAUCGAGGAGUACAAACUAAUCAGCAGCUGGCCGCGGCGGGAUCUCACGGCCAUCGAGAGUAGCCAAACAUUGGAGUCGCUCAAGCUGUAUCCGCAGGAAACGGUCAUCCUGGAGGAGCGAUGAUUCCGCUCGUAGUAACUUUAAGGCCGUUUCGUUCGAUUGGAUUUAGUUUUUGCAUUAAUAUCUGAAAAUUGUAGAUCUACCUAUAAUUUACGUACUUUAAUUAAGCGGAGCAAGAAGCAACAAGUUUACGAAAGCAUACACACCACAUACAUACAUAUAUCCCUAUAUCUAAAGAUAAUGAUCAUUUCUAGCUGCAAUUAAGAGUCAAGGUUUUAUACAAAUCCAUACUAAACAUAGGAUAAUCCAACGCAAUCCGAUCGAUCAGCACUCACCAGCACCAGAUACUACCGGUAAAACAUAUAUGCAUGUAGUGCAGCAGAUAGAAAUUGAGCAUAGCAGCAAAGAAGAGAAAGAAAGUACUGCAUUUAUGUUGGCUUGUUUUAUUUUAUUAAUAAUAAAUUAUAUAACAUGUACUGAA
Messenger RNA from Drosophila sechellia, 2500 nucleotides. RefSeq names its product Fas associated factor casp (gene casp). Gene Ontology annotation, molecular function: ubiquitin binding. NCBI's taxonomy places the organism in Eukaryota, Metazoa, Arthropoda, Insecta, Diptera, Drosophilidae. The record is from RefSeq and is a predicted model, not a curated record. Gene Ontology annotation, cellular component: nucleus; endoplasmic reticulum. Gene Ontology annotation, biological process: ERAD pathway. The coding region runs from base 1 to 2082 and encodes 693 amino acids. The transcript is spliced from 13 exons.